Molecule: messenger RNA, 1017 nt
Organism: Raphanus sativus (radish)
Lineage: Eukaryota; Viridiplantae; Streptophyta; Magnoliopsida; Brassicales; Brassicaceae
Product: glycine-rich protein DOT1
Exons: 1
Coding region: 62-814 (250 amino acids)
Source: RefSeq, a predicted model, not a curated record
UACGGACACAUUCUUAAGCAAACUCAUCUCAGUACAAAAUAUUAAGAAGAAAGAGUGAAAUAUGGCUAAUCGCAACAAUAUUUUAGUUUUAUGUUUCUUAAUAGGUUUAGGAUUAUGCUCUGCAAGAUCACUUCUCACCUACUCUGAAUCCGAGGCUGAAGUCGCUUCCUAUGGCGAGAAAAGUAGUUUGAGUGUUGGUGUUGGUGUUGGUGCUGAUGUUGAUGUUGGCGUUGAUGUUGGUCUUGGUGGUGGUGGUGGCGGAGGAGAAGGAGGUGGUGCUGGAUACGGUGGAGCUGGUGGACAUGGUGGAGGAGGAGGUGGUGGACAUGGUGGUGGUGCUGGCGGAGGUGGCGGUGGUGGUCCUGGAGGAGGAUCUGGUUAUGGAGGUGGAAGCGGUGAAGGUGGUGGAGCUGGAUACGGAGGUGGAGAAGCUGGUGGACACGGUGGAGGUGGAGGAAGCGGAGGAGGCGGUGGUGGAGGAGCUGGCGGUUCACAUGGAGGUGGAUACGGUGGUGGAGAAGGCGGUGGUGCUGGAGAAGGAUAUGGAGGUGGAGGUGCAGGUGGACAUGGAGGUGGUGGAGGUGGUGGAAAAGGAGGCGGUGGAGGAGGAGGCUCUGGCGCCGGUGGAGCUCACGGUAGUGGUUAUGGUGCCGGAGGUGGAGCUGGAGAGGGAUACGGUGGUGGCAGUGGAGCUGGAGGACAUGGUGGUGGAGGAGGAGGUGGUGGUGGUUCAGGAGGUGGGGGAGGUUAUGCUGCAGCUGGAUCUGGACAUGGUGGGGGUGCUGGUAGCGGAGAAGGCGGUGGUGGCUAUUGACUGUGAUAUCAUAUCUCUGUGGAGCGUAAAGUCCAAUGAGUGAAGUGUCACAUAAUACUCGUAUAAGAGAUCAUAUAUAUGGUAGCAAAUACACAAAUCAUCUUUAAAAUAAGCCGGAAAAGGGCUAUCGUUGAAGUUUUUAAUUGUACCAAUGUUGUAUACUACUUCGUGUGUAUCAAAUUUUUAUAUAUGGGGAUGAAGAU